UCGCCUCUCGUUGGUCUUCCUGUCUCUCCAAACAGCAUGGCGAACUUGGAACAUGCUGAAGACGACCCAAAACAUGUGAAAAUGUCCGGAGAAUUCCCCGCUGCUUGCGCACCGUUCCAACCGGCCGACGGGGCUCUUGUGCCGGGUACGCAAGCGGGCGUCGUCCCGUCUGUCAUCCCUUCGUUCGCCGCGGCCUCGGAGCUGCUGUCAGCGCCCUACUCGUGUCUGGUGAGGAGCACACACCGUAGACACGUCGUCCUGCCGCCCAAAUACCUGAAGAAGAAGCGGACAGGUAUCCAGGAGGAGCUGGAGGCUGAACUGCUCAGGUUCUCUCAGAGAUUGAGAGGAGUGCCUUUAGCUUAUGAGAACAUCAGCAUAGUGGGCCAGCAUGGAGACAUUUACGAUGACAGCGGCUACAUCCACAUGGACGUAGAAGCCAACUUUAUUCUAUUUCAGCCCAAAAAGGGACAAAAACUGCUGGGUAAGGUGAAUAAGCUCGGAGUAAGCCACGUGGGUUGCCUGGUGCACGGCUGUUUCAACGCCAGCAUUCCCAAACCAAACUUGGUCUCGGUGGAAACCUGGAGGGACGCAGGGCCGAGGAUCGGGGCAGAGCUGGAGUUUGAAGUGACUGCGCUCGAUGCUGACACUGCAGGAGUGCUGCUGAUCAGAGGACGGAUGGACAGGACCAGGGUGCAGGAGCUGCUCGCUAUGGGUGAGAGCUCAGAAUCCACUGUUCCUGAAGAACAGACAGAACCACAAGACACAGAACCAACACCGGAACCCACCCAGGAUUCUCUUGAUGGCACACCUAAGAAAAAAAAGAAAAAGAACAAAGUGAAAGAGGAGGAAACGGAGGAAGAGAUAGUGAGCGUAUCCUCUGGCCAGCAGGACAGCAGUGCAACGGCAGCGCUCAACGGAACUACGGACGAGGCAAACGGCGAUGAAGCUGGCGAGAAAAAGAAGAAGAAAAAGAAAAAGGAGAAACGCCUGAAAGAAGAGGAGGAAGAGAUGGAGCUCUCUCGAGUGGAGGUCCACGGGAGUGACUCCAGCGGCUAUAUCAGUGACAAACCAAGCAAGAAAAGGAAGCAUGAAACUGCAAAUGAAGACACAUCGGGACUUAGUGAAGAUCCUGAACCCAAAAAAUCAAAGAAGAAGAGGAAAAGUGAUAUUGAGCAGCUUACUUGAAGUUAAUAGUGGAUCGAUGUUCUGUUUAGAUGAGGCGAUACCGACAACGUUAAUGACAAUGAUGUUUCCAGAGGAAUACACUGAUGUGCCUUCACGAUUAAACACAGUUUUUUGGAAAGCAAGAUUUCUGAAUCGUACUGGGUUCUUCUAAGCUCCUUUAAAUUCAUUUAAACAGAAGAUCAAACGUGCAGGAGAGCAGAGAAAUGAGAGGAUAAGAGCAGAGCUGACAGGCCAUUUCCCUUUGGAUUGCGAUUCCUCGACUCUGCCUGAUGGUGGCGCAACACUGCUGCAUACGCCCACACCAGCCAGGACACAAAUACCCACAACUGAAAACUGCUCAGUUUUGUCUUUUUAAUGCGGCCAGCAGAGACAGUUUUCUCUUUUAAGUAUGAAAAUUAAUCAUUAGUUAUCCACCAUUUUUCUACGGUUUUUCCUGAUCAGCUGUCAGACAACUGAUGCAGCCAAACUCAAUUCAAGAUGCUUAUUUAGACAGUUUUUGAAUAAAUUGACUGGAUUACAGCAACACAGGUGGGAAACAUGUUACUACCUUAACUUCAUAAAAGUCUGCCAGGAGCCUGAUACAGUUCUAAACAUCUGUAAAUGUAUCAGACACAGUGACAAACAGAGCAGUGAUGAAUAAUUAUCGCUCAAUCACUGACGUCCUGUUGUCUUUACUGGAUGUGUGUUUUGCCUUCUUUGACUGAGAACCAAAUGAAAUGAAAAAUAAACAUUUGAUUCUUAUCCCA
Amphiprion ocellaris (clown anemonefish) is the source of this 1931-nucleotide messenger RNA. It is a transcript of the gene polr1f, whose product is annotated as RNA polymerase I subunit F. The transcript is spliced from 4 exons. Gene Ontology annotation, cellular component: RNA polymerase I complex. Gene Ontology annotation, biological process: DNA-templated transcription; DNA-templated transcription initiation. The coding region runs from base 37 to 1185 and encodes 382 amino acids. The record is from RefSeq and is a predicted model, not a curated record. Lineage: Eukaryota; Metazoa; Chordata; Actinopteri; Pomacentridae.